Molecule: messenger RNA, 1985 nt
Organism: Drosophila obscura
Lineage: Eukaryota; Metazoa; Arthropoda; Insecta; Diptera; Drosophilidae
Product: F-box-like/WD repeat-containing protein TBL1XR1
Exons: 1
Coding region: 61-1911 (616 amino acids)
Biological process (GO): regulation of transcription by RNA polymerase II
Cellular component (GO): histone deacetylase complex
Molecular function (GO): transcription corepressor activity; protein binding
Source: RefSeq, a predicted model, not a curated record
UAGAUCCGUCCCCUCGUUGAGAGGCGGCAAGUGGCGAUUUCUGGAGAGGAGCGGAGACGCAUGUUUUACGCAGUGCCUGCCGCUUUAUCAAUCUCCACGUCAUUGCCGCCGCUGCCACAAUCAGAAGCACAUCAGAGCAGAAGAAACAAAGGCUGGAUAGAGUCUGAGUCUGCGUCUGCGUCCCCCCCGGCUGCCAUGAGUUUUUCCAGCGACGAGGUAAACUUUCUGGUUUACCGAUACCUGCAGGAGUCGGGCUUCCUGCACUCCUCCUACGUCUUUGGCAUUGAGUCGCACAUCUCGCGGACCAACAUCAAUGGGAACCUGGUGCCGCCGGCCGCCCUGCUCUCCAUCCUGCAGAAGGGUCUCCUCUACACAGAGGUGGAGUGGAGCGUCGGCGAGGACGGAGAGGUGGGGCGUCUCAUUGAAGGCCUCUCCCUGAUUGAUGCUGUGAUGCCGGAGGCCAAGGGGCCCAAGCCGGCGGCGAAAACGGACGAGGACGCAGCCGCAGCCGCAGAAGAAGCCGCGCAGCCAUCCAGCAGCACCUCGGAGUCCACCAAGGAGGGGGCCUCCAGUGGGAGUGCUGCAUCCACUAGCGGCUCCAGAGGCAACAAAAAUCCAAAAGCCAUCGAGACGAGCAGCGACGACGCCGUCCCAUCCACAUCCAAAAAAGCCGCCGCUGUCGCCACUUUCUUUCCAAUAAAACCGGAAAAAUCAGCCCCAGCCCCAGUCCCAGCCUCAGCUUCGCCUGCAGCUCCAGCCCAGAGUACAGCUCCGAGUGGGACCGGCGCCCCUGAGUCCCUCGACCAAAUGGAGAUUGAUGGGAGCAUUGAGAUCCCGGAGUCCGAGGCGUGCGCUCUGCGCGGCCACGAGGGCGAGGUGUUCAUCUGCGCCUGGAAUCCGCAUCGGGACCUGCUGGCCAGUGGCUCGGGCGAUAGCACUACCCGCCUCUGGGACAUGUCCGGAUCAACGGCCAGCUCCCAUCAGCAGCUGGUGCUGAAGCACUGCAUCCAGAAGGACGGGGAAGAGGUGCGGAGCAACAAGGACGUCACGUCCCUGGACUGGAAUGGUGAGGGCUCGCUGUUGGCCACUGGUAGCUAUGAUGGAUAUGCGCGCAUCUGGAACACAGACGGCCGCCUGACCUUGACGCUGUGCCAGCACAAGGGGCCGAUCUUUGCCCUCAAGUGGAACAAGUAUGGCAACUACAUUGUCUCCGCCGGCGUGGACAAGACGACGAUCAUCUGGGAUGCCAGCACGGGGAAGUGCACGCAACAGUUCGCCUUUCAUAGUGCCCCGGCCCUGGACGUGGACUGGCAGACGAGUGAGGCCUUCGCCUCGUGCAGCACAGAUCAGAGAAUAUUCGUGUGUCGGCUGGGCGAGGCAGAGCCGAUCAAAACGUUCCGUGGCCACACCAACGAGGUGAACGCCAUCAAGUGGUGCCCGCAGGGGCAGCUGCUGGCCUCCUGCUCGGACGACUUGACUCUGAAGAUCUGGAGCAUGAAUCGGGAUCGGUGCUGCCAGGACCUGUUGGCCCAUUCCAAGGAGAUCUACACGAUCAAGUGGUCACCCACAGGGCCGAGCACGAACAAUCCGAACAUGAACCUGGUGCUCGCCUCGGCCUCCUUCGACUCGACGGUUCGCCUGUGGGACGUGGAGCGUGGCAGCUGCAUCUACACGCUCACCAAGCACACGGAGCCCGUCUACUCGGUGGCCUUCAGUCCCGACGGCAAGCACCUUGCCUCGGGCAGCUUCGACAAGUGCGUGCACAUCUGGAGCACCCAGACUGGACAGCUGGUGCACACCUACAAGGGCACCGGCGGCAUCUUCGAGGUCUGCUGGAACUCCAGCGGCAACAAGGUGGGCGCCAGUGCCUCCGACGGCGGUGUCUUUGUCCUAGAUCUGCGCAAGCUCUGAUCCCUUGCCUAUGCAACAUUUAUAUUACCUAAACGAGGGGCACAUACACUGAGAAGCCCCAGAUAAACGCCAUA